Phascolarctos cinereus (koala) is the source of this 645-nucleotide messenger RNA. The record is from RefSeq and is a predicted model, not a curated record. NCBI's taxonomy places the organism in Eukaryota, Metazoa, Chordata, Mammalia, Diprotodontia, Phascolarctidae.
AUGGCAACUUCAGCUGAUCAUCCAGUAGCAACUUGUGCUGCAGAAAUGAACUUUGAUCUCGAUCUUAAUUCUAUCGACAUUGUGGACCUAGAUCUUAGAGACGACACCCUCUAUUUAAUAGCUGGGGGGAGGGUUAAACAGGAAUUCAGCAAGAUUCCCAAAGGGAACCGUUGUGCCAUCUUACGAAACAUGAAGGGCAGAGUUCUUGUAAUAGUCAAAGAAGGGAAAAUGGCUGUAUUUGAGGAGAUGUCUGAUUCAGAGAUUACAGCCAAUGCACCUCGGACUCAAUUUAUAAUACAACAUUAUAAAGAGACCCUCCCCAAAGGGUUAGCUGUAGCCAUCUCUGUGAAGACUGAAAAAAAGACUUAUACACUCUCCUGCAAAGACAAAAAACUUCAUUUUAAGGAAGGUGCUGCCCCAGACAAAAUUGAUGGCAAAGAACAGGAUGUCUUAUUCUACCAAGAGAGAAUUCCAGGCCAUGAUGACAAGAUGCAAUUUAAAUCUUUUUUGUACUCAGAAUACUACCUGGCAUGUAAGCAGGAAAAAAAGGGCAUUUUUAAACUGAUUUUAAAGAAAGGGUGCCAAGAUGAGGAAGGAUCUACAAAAUUCAUUGUACAUUAUGAAUGUAAGAAAAUAGGCUCGUAG